AUGCACAAGUCAACAUUCCCCAUCAACGCAUACAACAACAACAACACCAUGCCCGAUCAGCUGAAUACAAAACCGUAUCCAAGAGAACGUUACUUGACUGCCGAGGAGAUAGAAUUGAGGGCACAACAUUCGAUUGAAGAACAGUUGAUCGAAUCCCUCAACCUCGCCCGCAAGAGACGCAACCACCAUUACCGUUAUUUGGCUUCGAAGAUUCGAAAAUGUAACGAAGAGAUUGCUGGAUGGAAGACUCUUGUAUCCGCAGUCAAGGAGCGCUUGCGGUCUGGAGUGAUUGCUCUAGAUGCAGGUUCGGCCGACAAGACCUUCUUAGGAAGCGUUGACGGCAUAAAGGAAAGCGUUACUACUUACGAACAUACGGUCGGAAAGAUGAAAGUUAUCGAAGAACGUCGCGCGUAUUGGGUUGCUCAGAUUCGCAAGUUCCAGGAGUUUGACGAAAAAAUCAAAGGCAUAGUUGCCAACAUGUCAACAUACUGCGGACCAUCCUUGGAGGAUAAGGACGAUAAUCUGUCGACAUCUCACCCCAGCGAACCAAUAACCGCAGCAAGUCCCACACCAGAAGGCCCUUCGUGCAAAUGCACUGCAUGCGAAGAAUACCAACAUAUCGCGUACUUGUCUGACGUAGAUCCUGGUGGUCUUGAGAUGUUAUAA
Alternaria triticimaculans is the source of this 666-nucleotide messenger RNA. RefSeq lists its product as uncharacterized. The transcript has 2 exons. NCBI's taxonomy places the organism in Eukaryota, Fungi, Ascomycota, Dothideomycetes, Pleosporales, Pleosporaceae. The record is from RefSeq and is a predicted model, not a curated record. Bases 1 to 666 code for a protein of 221 amino acids.